This is a messenger RNA of Teleopsis dalmanni, 990 nucleotides long. It is a transcript of the gene CAH1, whose product is annotated as carbonic anhydrase. The transcript has 4 exons. Bases 69 to 881 code for a protein of 270 amino acids. Gene Ontology annotation, molecular function: carbonate dehydratase activity; zinc ion binding. The record is from RefSeq and is a predicted model, not a curated record. Gene Ontology annotation, cellular component: cytoplasm. NCBI's taxonomy places the organism in Eukaryota, Metazoa, Arthropoda, Insecta, Diptera, Diopsidae.
AAAAAAUAAUCAAAUAAAUUUUUUUUGUGUUGUUAUUUGUUAUAAAUUGUAUAAAAAAAUAUUUUAAAAUGAGCCAUCACUGGGGUUACACUAAGGAAAAUGGACCAGCACAUUGGUUUAAGGAAUUUCCCCAAGCAUCAGGACAUCGUCAAUCACCUGUUGACAUUAACACUUCAAGCGCCAAGAGAGGUCGCGAUUUAAAAGCAGCUGCUUUGAAAUGGAAGUACGUUCCUGCCGAUACGAAGAGUCUUAAUAAUCCUGGCUAUUGUUGGCGCGUGGACGUUAAUGGUGCUGAUUCUGAAUUGACUGGUGGUCCUUUAGGCAAUAAUAUUUAUAAAUUAGAGCAAUUCCAUUGUCACUGGGGUUGCACUGAUGACAAGGGAUCUGAGCAUACCGUCGAUGGGGAGUCAUUUGCUGGUGAAUUGCAUUUGGUGCAUUGGAAUACAACUAAAUACAAGACAUUUGGUGAAGCAGCUGCUGCACCAGAUGGUUUGGCAGUAUUAGGUGUCUUUUUAAAGGCUGGCAGACAUCAUGAUGAAGUGGAGAAAGUAACUAGUUUAUUGCCAUUUGUUGUGCAUAAAGGCGAUCGUGUUACUUUGCCCAAUGGCUGUGAUCCAGCUAAGCUUCUACCAACUACUAAUACCUAUUGGACUUAUGAAGGUUCCUUAACCACACCACCUUGCUCAGAAUGCGUUAUUUGGAUUGUCUUCAAGACACCAAUUGAGGUUUCACGCGAACAACUCGAUGCAAUGCGCGAUCUCAAUUGCUAUGAUGUCAAGGAAGAUUGCCCUUGCAAUGAAUUGAACGGAAAGGUCAUCAAUAAUUUCCGCCCACCAUUGCCACUGGGUAAUCGCGAAUUACGUGAAGUUGGUGAACAUUAAUUUUAAAAUGUAAUAAACAAUAAAGUCAGUAACAUAACGCAAAUAUAAUCAACUAUUAAAGCAAAACUAAUGUACACUUAAAAAAAAUUAUUCAGUAAAAGAAGUGCCU